This is a messenger RNA of Gorilla gorilla gorilla (western lowland gorilla), 759 nucleotides long. RefSeq lists its product as uncharacterized. Bases 1 to 759 code for a protein of 252 amino acids. Lineage: Eukaryota; Metazoa; Chordata; Mammalia; Primates; Hominidae. The transcript is spliced from 2 exons. The record is from RefSeq and is a predicted model, not a curated record.
AUGGUCUCUUUAGGCCCCGCUCAUGCUAAAAGAUGGACUCUCCAGGCACAGCUCUUGCCUCCUGGCAGCCUCUGCAGGCCCAAAUUCUCCAAAACGUUUCCUUUUGUGCAUCCUCUCCAAGUCCUGAACUUAACUCCAGUUGGCCUCUCCAGACCAAGCUCUCCCUCCCAGUGGCCUCUACAGGCCAAAAUUGUCCUCAGGUCAGCUUCUCCAGGGCCAACUCCUAGCUACCGGUGGCUUCUGCAGGCCAAAAUCGACCUCAAGUCAGCCUCUUCACACCCAGCUCUUGCCUCUGAGUGGCCUCUCCAGGAGCAAAACUUUCUCAAGUCGGCCUCUCCAGGCCCAGCCUCCUGCUUCCCGAGGGCAUGUACAGGCCCAGCCUCUGCCUCACAGCAGACUCUCCACACCCAGCUCUUCCCUGUCUGCGGCCUCUCCAGUCCAAAGCUGCUCCUGCCUUUUGGCAGCUUGUACAGGCCCAGCUCCUCCAUCACGGUGGCCUCUUUUGGCCCAACUCAUGCUUCUUGCAACCUGCACAAGUGUCAGCUCCUGCCUCACACUGGCCUGUUGAGGCCCAGCUCAUGCCUCUCGUGGCCUCAACAGGCCCAUCCCCUGCCUGUCGGCGGCCUCUACAGGCCCGGCCUCUACCUCACAGUGGGCUCUUCAGGCCCACCUCUUCCUCACCGUGGCCUCUUGGGGCAAUACUCCUCCCUCUUGGGAGCCUCUGCGGGCCCAGCUCCUGCCUCCCAGUGGCCUCUGUAG